AUAGCAAAAAUUCAAAACGCCUGACCGCGGAAUGUGGCUAGUGUUCCGUUAUAUCACUUUUGCCUGUGAAUUUCUUAUGUUCCUGAUCAUUUUGGACAUUGUAGCGGUUCUUUAUUUCUUUGAGCUGUACUGAAACACUUUUAACCAGUAAAAAAGCACAUCAUGUUGCGAGCAGGACUUGGGAGUGCUGCCACCCCUGUAACAGAGAAGACUUUGAAACGCAAGGUUGAGAAUCAGUCGGCUAACAGAGCUCUGCUGUGGUUUGUCGUCAACCUCUGUUUGGCCGUUUUCUUUUUCCUGGAAAUGACAUUCAGCUCUACAUCGGAUUACUUUGAUCUGAGCCAUCCGUCCGUGUGGUAUGUGAAAUGUGCCUUCACCGUGCUCUUCACGUUCAAUUCCUUGGUGGAUCUGUGGCGCUAUGUCAUCCCCACCCUGCAGGGUAUGCGGCAUCCCAUUGCCCUGUCACCGGUGGAGAAGGAUAUGCUCGGAGUCGGAGACAAUGCGAUUGGCUUUAAGAUGUCCCGUCACAGGAUAGCGUCUGCUCCAGCCAACCUCUACGGCUCACACCACCACACACCACCCUUAUCCUCAUCUCCCUGCUCUGUGAAGCCUCCCAGCCAUUACCUCUACCCUGCCACCCCGACCUCUGCAGCCAGUCCUGGGGGUAGCCCGUCCUUGAUGGGUGCGUACGGGUCCCCCAAGCUGACUCCGACCAGUGCUUACAAGGGCCAGUACUCUCCAGGGGCAUCCCCUUCCUCCCAGGGGAGCUUCCUCUCAAUCAAUGGACAUUCCUUCAAUCAGACACCAGGGAGCACCCCUCACACUCCAGCUGUUUCAUCUUCAGUUCUGUUCAGAGAUACAAGUGGAAGCGGAGGAAGCCUUCUUAGGCCGAGACACAAAUCUUCUCCUGUUGCAAGACAUUCUCCAUUGGUGACACCAGAAACAGUUAUUUCUGAUGAAGCUUCUCUAAGGAGCUACUUGACUUCAUACGAUGAGAAGGAAAAGAGAAAUAUGCUGGGAAUGCCGGACCAAUCACCGAACAGUAGCCCGUCCUUCUGGGCUUACAACCGUUCUGCUGCAGACUUCAACUAUCUCUUGGGCAAGUACCAGUACCAGCUAGCCAGUAGGUCACCCCAGUCACCAGCCACUGGACGGGGCAAGGAUGACCAGGACUAUCCGGCCACGUAUGGAGCAGAGGAGGCCUGGGACAAGCUGGAGGUGGACAGAGAGACGCUUGACCGCUGGAUUGCCAAUCUAAGACAGUGGUUGAGCCAGACAGUAUUGGUUCCUAUCAUCAAAGAGAUAGACAACGUCAACAAAAAACUGCAGAGGCUUGGCCAUGGGGACCUUCAAAUAGGAGAUACAAGUAUAUCAGCUCUUCGUCAGGUAGCCAUUCUCAAGAGCCAGCAUGUACCUUCCCUCAACGUACUACUCUCCUACCUAGAUAUAUCAUCUAAUCAAGAAUACAUUAUACAGAGAUACAGAGACCUUGCUCGAGGAGGAUACAUCUGUGAGUUUCGAUGGGACCAGGGUGGAGAGUAUAAGGGCCGUAAAUGGCAGAAGGACUUGCCUACAGACUGUGUGCUUGUACUGCAUGCCUUGUGUACCUACUUGGACUCUUGCCUUCCACCCCACCCUAAGCAUCCUGAUGGAAAGAUCUUCACCGAUCAGUACUUCAUGAAGACGCCCGACAAACCAGAUUUGAAGAGGGAGAAUUUGCUUCUCUUCCAUUCCAAGAUCAACCCUCCUCACUACAAGGUUAUACUUGGUGAUGAUACAUGGGAUCUUCCAAAGGGAAGAAACAACAUGUUCCAAGCCAUCCUGCUGUUUCUGCGUCACAUUAAAACCAAGGAGAAUGGAAUGCUGGGGAGGGUGAACCUUGGACUAUCAGGGGUCAACAUACUCUGGGUGAUUGACAGCUGAGAUGGACCAAUCACAGCUUGUGAAGGACAGAAAGUAGGUGGAGCUUCUGAACAACAAGCAACCAAUACCAAACUUAAAAGAGUAUGAGACUGAAAAAAACAUUGGCUGCAUUCGUUUUUGAAGAUAUACUUCACAAAACGAGCAAGUUUCAGAAGUGCUGAUGGGGCUAUUUUUUUUAGAUUGAGAUGUGGAUGAGAGAAGGAUGAAGAAGGAGUCAACCGAGCCUGAUGUUGGAAUAAAAGACAAAGUAAGGAGAGAAAAACAAUGAAUUAAUAGAAGGAAAGAGACCCUGGUUUGGAGGUGAAAAUUUUGGUGACAAGAGAAUCUUGGUGACAUCAAGAGGGAAGGGUUGCCCUUGCCAAAAAUAUGUAUUCAAAUAAUGUGUGCUGGAAUCAAGUAGAUUGACCACAAUAGUAUGAUAUCGUCUGUUUGGAUCCAGUAGGGCAUUACACUUGUUUCAUUGUACACAAAAUAAUGCCCCUUCUUGCUCCAAACAGACAAUAUAUACAAUAUUUGCAGAGAGUAAAACACCCUACAAAUUUAAGGUACCUGAGAUAUUUCUUGUCUUGUUGUGACCCCUGCUCUUUCCUUUUAAUUUAAGAUAAGUUUUCCUAAUACUUGAAUUGUUAUUCCCCAAAUUAAAGCUGUCAGCACAGAUAUGACUUAUGAAAUAACGAAAACAUACUAAAAGAGCAUCUUUCAAACCCAAUCAUAGCUUUAAAAAAUAUAUGUCUUUCGGCAUAACAACAUGACUGAAAUGAGAUUGUUUACAUUCUAUGGUGCGUGUGACACAUCAGAGUGCCCAGUCUAUACUUGCUUAUUCAGUCGAACCUGACGUGAGGAUCUAAGUCAAGUUCAACAAAAGAAAACUAGAUGGGACCUUAGUCUUUAACUUCUUUUGAAUUUAAUCUGUCAUAGGGUUAAAUUUCAGUAGAACAUGACCUAUGAGUAAUAUAUCAUUCUAGUUAACCACUUCGAGAUCUCAAAAAUUCAGAUGUAGCUCUUCAAGUUUAUUGCUUAGAUUUGUUGACGAAAGAUUUAUUUUCAAAAACCGACAGAGUCGGUCCCAUUAUUAUUUUGUGCAGUUUUACAGUAAAGUGCAUUUAUUAAUUGCAGGAUGUGAGUUGACAUGUGGUCAGCAUCAAUUGCAGAUUAUUGGGUUAUAUUUCCCCCCCCCCCCCCCAAAUCUUCUGUACAAAUUUACUUUAUGGAAGUGUUUGUAAUCACAUCUUUUUUUAAUUGUUAAAUGUGAUUAUCGUAAAUCGGAGGGGG
Messenger RNA from Strongylocentrotus purpuratus (purple sea urchin), 3195 nucleotides. Its product is annotated as transmembrane protein 209. NCBI's taxonomy places the organism in Eukaryota, Metazoa, Echinodermata, Echinoidea, Camarodonta, Strongylocentrotidae. The record is from RefSeq and is a predicted model, not a curated record. Gene Ontology annotation, cellular component: membrane. Bases 163 to 1923 code for a protein of 586 amino acids. The transcript is spliced from 14 exons.